AUGGAGGAGGUGGCCAAGAGAGCAAGACUCGCCAGUCAGAACCUAGCCGGUUCUAGCGAAGGCCUGCGGAACAAGGCUUUAGAGGCCUUCAAGAAGCAUUUGCUGGAGAAGCGUGCGCUUAUCGAAGAGGCAAAUGCCCAAGACAAGGCAGAGGCCGAAGUUGCAGUCAAAGCAGGCAAACUGUCCAGUUCGCUGUUCAAGCGUUUGGACGUUAGUGGCGCGAAGUUUGACACUCUCCUGAAGGGCAUUGAUGAGAUCUUGAGCCUGCCAGACCCGAUUGGCCAGGUAACGUAUGCAAAUAAGGUUGCUGAAGGUUUGAACUUAUACCGGCUGACAUGUCCGAUCGGAGUUCUCCUCAUCAUUUUUGAGGCUCGACCUGAUGCCGCUGUUCAGAUUGCAUCGCUAGCUAUGAAGUCUGGCAAUGCCUUACUCCUCAAGGGUGGCAAAGAAGCGCAGCGAUCCAAUGCAGCUCUUGUGACCGCAAUGUCUGCAGCUUUGCAAGAUGUCGGCCUUCCUGCGGAUUGCAUUCAAGGGGUUGACACCCGCACAGAAGUGGCGGAGCUCUUAAAGCAGGAUAAGUACAUCGACUUGGUCAUUCCAAGAGGUUCCAAUGAGUUGGUCAGGUCUAUCAAGGAUGCCUCUCGCAUUCCUGUUAUGGGCCAUGCAGAUGGAAUCUGUGCCGUCUAUGUCGACAGCAAGGCAGACCUCGAGAAAGCCGUGAAGAUCGUUGUCGACUCCAAGACACACUACUGUGCGGCGUGCAACUCGAUGGAGACGCUUUUGGUCCAUGAAGAUGUGUGCGCAUCUUUUCUGCCCAAGCUCGCAGUGGCGUUGGAAGCAAAGGACGAUGUGCACUACAAGGCAGAUCCCAAGUGCUUACCCCAUCUACCGGUAGCCCUUUCCGAGCCGGUGACGGAAGAUGAUUUUGACACCGAAUUCCUGUGUCACACUAUGGCUGUCAAGGCAGUUACUUCUGCCCAGGAAGCUAUUGACCACAUCAACAGCCACAGCUCUGGGCACACGGAGAGCAUCGUCACGGAAGACCCCAUGAUCGCCGAAGCCUUUCUCAGCCGGAUUGACUCGGCCGGUGUCUACCACAACUGCUCGACACGAUUUGCUGAUGGCUUCCGCUACGGCUUUGGAGCAGAGGUAGGCAUAUCCACAAAUCGAAUCCAUGCACGAGGACCCGUCGGCCUGGAGGGUUUGGUCAUCCACAAAUACCGGAUGUAUGGAGAUGGCCACACUGUCACAGGAUUCGCAGGCACAACUCCCGAGCAUGCAUUCGUGCAUUCCCCGGUACCUGGGGUGGCACGCGUCGACGACAUCCCGCAGGCAAAGAAAGCCAGAACUUAA
Messenger RNA from Symbiodinium necroappetens, 1353 nucleotides. NCBI's taxonomy places the organism in Eukaryota, Dinophyceae, Suessiales, Symbiodiniaceae. The record is from the annotation of a GenBank genome assembly.